Brassica napus (rape) is the source of this 1050-nucleotide messenger RNA. RefSeq lists its product as uncharacterized. The coding region runs from base 1 to 1050 and encodes 349 amino acids. The transcript has a single exon. Lineage: Eukaryota; Viridiplantae; Streptophyta; Magnoliopsida; Brassicales; Brassicaceae. The record is from RefSeq and is a predicted model, not a curated record.
AUGACGUCACAUCUGGAUAAAGCUCUGCUUCAGUUGUCAUUAGAAGAAGACGAUGAACCAUUUCUGCUUCCUGAUCAUCCGGAGUAUUACUCAACGGGUAGGAAUGCGCUAAGCGUGGUUGGCAGAUUACUGAACCCUAAGUGCCAGAGCAUGGCAGACCUAAUCCUCGACAUGCCUCGGAAGUGGCGUCUGUACGACAGGGUGAAAGGAGUGGCCUUAUCAAAAGAUAAGUUUCAGUUUAUCUUCAAACAUGAACAAGAUAUGAUCGAUGUGCUCAACAAAGGAGCUCACACACACAACAUGUGGCCUAUUGCUCUGGAGAGAUGGGUUGAGAAACCGCCGGAGGACUAUCUACAAUAUAUAUCUGUAUGGGUUCAGAUGAGAAACAUUCCCAUCAACCACUACACGAAGAAAGCAUUAGAAUCUCUGGGAGAUUUUGCUGGUAAAGUGGAGGUGGUGGCCUUUGAUCCCGACAAAUCUCAGGUCAGAGAUUAUGUAAGAGUUCUGGUACGGUUUGAUGUCUCAAAACCUCUUAGGAGGGCGAAGAAAGUUACAACACCAGGAGGAGAAGCGGUAAACAUCUUAUAUGAUUAUGAAAGGCUUCAGAAAAGAUGUUAUACAUGUCAGAGGAUCACCCAUGAGCAACCUCAGUGUCCUAUCUUCAAAAACUUGAAGGCUUCCACGGAGAUCCUGGAAGGCUCAUCUGCGGAAAGUAAAAGAAAUGAGGAUUUUGCCCAUCAGAAAAAAUCUGACCCGCUCUUCGGGCUCAUUCCAGAGCAUCAGCUAGGGUUGGACCCUAUCACUGGCAGACCGAAGAUUGCUGAGGAAGUUCUGGAGGAUAUGAGGUUAUACUUAAAGGCUGCUUCGGGCGCGGAGAAGGGUGCUAGGGAGGAAAGGAUUAGGAAAUCCAUUGAAGACCUUGAGAAAGAUCCCAUUGCUCAGAAAAUCUCUCUCAGACUUGAGACCCCUCCGACUGUAACCAAAGACUUGGAUAGAGGAAAAGGGAUUGUCUUUGACUUUAGCGCUUGUCCUGAUGCUAUCCAAAGAUAG